AUGGCCGGGGAGGCGCGGCCGGGUGCGGACGCCGCCCUGCGCCGCCUCCUGAGGCUGCACCGCACCGAGAUCGCCGUGGCGGUGGACAGCGCCUUCCCGCUGCUGCACGCGCUGGCCGAUCACGACGUGGUCCCUGAAGAUAAGUUCCAGGAGACGAUGACUCUGAAGGACAGGGAGGGCUGUCCCCAGGCCUUCCACGCCCUCCUUUCCUGGCUCCUGACCCAGGACGCCACGACCAUACUGGACUUCUGGAGGGUUCUCUUCAAAGACUACAACCUGGAAAGAUACACGCGCCUGCAGCCUAUCCUCGACAGCUUCCCUAAAGAUGUGGACCUCAGCCAGCCUCGGAAAGGGAGGAAGCCCCCCACUGGGCCCAAGGCCUGCAUGCUACCACCCAGACCCCCAGCUAAGAGGAAAGCCCAGGAUGAGCCCCGGGGUGCCCCACUGGCUACCUUGUCCCCCAGGGGCAGCUCCAGCCCAGGAUCCCAACCGAAGGCCAAGACCUCUAAGAAGCUGGAGAGCAUCAGCGAGCCACAGCGCAUCCCUCUGGGUAGCGGAAUCCAGACCAUGUCUGCCUCAGUCCAGCGAGCUGUAGCCAUGUCCUCUGGGGAUGUCCCAGGAACCCGAGGGGCUGUGGAGGGCAUCCUCAUCCAGCAGGUGUUUGAAUCAGGUAGCUCCAAGAAGUGCAUCCAGGUAGGGGGUGAGUUUUACACUCCCAGUAAGUUUGAAGAUCCUGGAGGAGGUGGUGCUAAUGGGAAGAACAAAACCCGCAGUGGUAGCAGUCUGAAGCCUCUGGUCCGAGCCAAAGGAGCCCAGGGCAUUGCCCCUAGUGUAGAUGACCCAAGGCUGGUCCAGCAGGGCAGAGCCCCCACUCCUGCUGCCCUCCCUAGCGAGCCCCAGCUCCACCAGAAGAAUGAGGACGAAUGUGCCGUGUGCCGGGACGGUGGGGAGCUGAUCUGUUGUGACGGCUGUCCCCGAGCCUUCCACUUGGCCUGCCUCUGCCCACCGCUCCAUGAAAUCCCCAGUGGGACCUGGAGGUGCUCCAGCUGUCUCCAGGAAAGAACUCUGCAGGAUGCUCCCCUCACAGAGAAGCCUCAGCCCCAGGAGGGGCCCCAGGAGCGACCCCAGGAGCCCAUUGUCCUCUUAGGACUGAGGCAGGUGAGUGAGGAGGCAAGGGGCCUCCCCAAGGGGCUUCCAGCUGGUGUUGACACUGCUCUCACCUAUAAGCACUUGAUGCCCCCACCCUCCACAACCCCCUUGCCAGUGCUGGAGCCCUCUGCCCUGCGUCCCCUGCUGUGUGCAAAUGCUGAUGGACGGCAGGGCGCAGCGCAGGGCGCGCGGUGCGGCGUGUGCGGGGACGGCGCGGACGCGCUUCGGUGCACGCACUGUGCGGCCGCCUUCCACCUGCAUUGCCACUUCCCGGGGGGCAACGCCCGGCCCGGAGCUGCCCUACGUUGCAAAUCCUGCACCGGAGACCCGGCUUUGGCGCCGGGAGAGAGCACACCAGCCCCCAGCUUGGCCCGCCUGGCGCCUGGGCCGCCCAAGGUGGGGGACAGCUCUGCUGGUCACGAGCCUGGUGUGCACAGGGAUGACCUGGAAUCUCUCCUGAGUGAGCACUCCUUCGACGGCAUCCUGCAAUGGGCCAUCCAGAGCAUGUCCCGCCCUCUCACUGAGGCACCCACCUUCCCAUCCUGA
Molecule: messenger RNA, 1695 nt
Organism: Elephantulus edwardii (Cape elephant shrew)
Lineage: Eukaryota; Metazoa; Chordata; Mammalia; Macroscelidea; Macroscelididae
Gene: AIRE
Product: autoimmune regulator
Exons: 14
Coding region: 1-1695 (564 amino acids)
Biological process (GO): humoral immune response; regulation of transcription by RNA polymerase II
Cellular component (GO): cytoplasm; nucleus
Molecular function (GO): translation regulator activity; DNA binding; DNA-binding transcription factor activity, RNA polymerase II-specific
Source: RefSeq, a predicted model, not a curated record